Molecule: messenger RNA, 2133 nt
Organism: Acanthopagrus latus (yellowfin seabream)
Lineage: Eukaryota; Metazoa; Chordata; Actinopteri; Spariformes; Sparidae
Product: motor neuron and pancreas homeobox protein 1-like
Exons: 3
Coding region: 235-1215 (326 amino acids)
Biological process (GO): neuron projection morphogenesis; central nervous system development; regulation of DNA-templated transcription
Cellular component (GO): nucleus
Molecular function (GO): sequence-specific double-stranded DNA binding; DNA-binding transcription factor activity, RNA polymerase II-specific
Source: RefSeq, a predicted model, not a curated record
UUCUCAGCCCACCGCUGGACUGACUGAAGUGAUCUUUACGCACGGGGUUUAAGUGGAGUAGGUCAGAGGGAGGACAUUUCUUCAGGGUAGAGGAGUGACAGUAGAGCUCGGUGCGCUCUCAAGUUUAUAUUUUGAGUUAAAGUUUACAUUUCGUGUGUAAGAUAUUAGCAAGAACAGGAGUUGUGUCAAAUCACUCCAAACGCCAGCUGUUAAUUGGAGACGUCGCAGGGCAGAAUGACCACCGCCAUGGAGAAAUCUAGAAACUUUCGCAUCGACGCGCUCCUGGCGCACGACGUGGAGCAGAGGGCGGACAGCGACGGUGCGUCCCCGGGUGUCUAUCACAGCAGGAGCCCCGGUGGAAGUCCGGUGUCCAACCGCGGCUCGGAGACUCCCUCCCCUCAUCCAACCGUGCCAACACACCCCUCUCCAGCUCAGCCGGACGUCCUGUCCAAAUCCCAGCUCUUCAACUUGUCGCAGUCGGGAUUCACAGCUCUGCACCAGGGGGGGCUCCUCGGAAUGCACCCGGGCUCCAUGUAUCCUCUGGCGGCGCUCGGAGGCCAGCAGCACGCCUUCAUGUACCCGGGCUUCACGCAGCUGGUUCACGCGUACCCGGAGCAGCUGAAGGGGGCCGGAGUGGCCGCGACGCUCCCGCUGGAGCACUGGAUCAGAGCCGGCAUGAUGAUACCCAGAAUGGGGGAGUACGGAGCCCAGGCCCAGGUGGGUUUGUUGGGGAAGUGUCGGAGGCCCAGGACGGCCUUCACCAGCCAGCAGCUGCUGGAGUUAGAAAACCAGUUCAAGCUCAACAAAUACCUGUCCAGGCCCAAACGCUUCGAGGUGGCCACUUCACUCAUGCUGACCGAGACUCAGGUUAAGAUCUGGUUCCAGAACAGGCGUAUGAAGUGGAAGAGAAGCCGCAAAGCCAAGGAACAAGCAGCCCCAUCCUCCCCGCUGACUGACACAGAGAGAACCGGGACCGACACGCACCACAGUGCCAAGCCUCAGAGCGAUUCACACAGCUCGAGCCUAGAGGAUGAAGAGGAGAUAGAUGGGGAGGACGAGGACGAGAAAGAGGAGAUAGAGGUGCUGAGGGCGGGUGCUCUAGGCUCCGUGGGCUUCAUGCGGCACGCCGGAGGAGGAACAGGAAACUACAGCCGUUACUCGGAGGAGGAGCUGGAGGAGGGAGGGCCGAGAACAAGAUGUGGGGUUUUCCCAUAGUUAUAAAGUUCAGCAUGCUUUUUAUUGUACUUCUUUUAUGUUUAUUGCUCCUGAGAAGACAAUACACAAUGCGAUCAGGUGCAUGAACAUGGUGGCAUGAAGAGGAUCUUUCAUUUUUCACAGCCCAGCUCGUAGCACCGUAUCUGUCUCUGGAGCUCACAAAUGAGCCAAAAAGGGUAUAUCGACAUCUGCACACUAUAUGAAGAUACGACAUUUAAUGGUCAGUUAUACAUCUGAGUUAUGGAUUCUUAAAUGGGCAUAUGCAUGAUUUACUUGUGACUGAAACGGUACAAACAGAUUGAAAGCCGGUGCUUCUGUCCCAUCAUCUCCAUUAAACUUAAUUUAUUUUUGAAUAUACUUGUACAGGGGUAAUAGCACUUUGAUGGAAGGUACGGGAUGAAGAGACAGGAAAAUGUACUUUGAGAGUCGUGUUGUAAAGUGUCACAGUUACAUUUGUAAUCAGUGCAUACCGGUCUGUUACAAUAUCCCAUUAAAUAUUCCAAACUUGUCAUACUUUGCGAAGACUUAAAAACAUAAUGGAUUCAUUUUCACCCAGUUGAAGGUUUAGGGCAUUUGGUGUGGCCAGAAUAUUGCUAAUGUGGCUACUGAAGUACUUUUUUGACCAUGUGGUCAUGAAUUUAUGUAUUUGUUUUGCAUUAUAUUAUUGAAACUGCAUGUUAUAUUUUCAAUCUGCACACACACACACGCAAGGGAAUGGCUGCACGUUCUGUAUUGUAUCUGAAACUUACUCCCGAUAAGGAGGUUUUCCUGCAUUUUGUAAACUGUUCUUAUACUAAGCAUGUUAUGUUGUCAAUGUAAUUUAACAUAUUAUAGAAUUUAAUAUAUUUCAUUUUUAAAAGAAAAACUAGUGGUUUUCGUGGAGAGGAAUAGUUUGAAAAAUAAAGCUGAAUAAAUGUG